Molecule: messenger RNA, 162 nt
Organism: Dentiscutata erythropus
Lineage: Eukaryota; Fungi; Glomeromycota; Glomeromycetes; Diversisporales; Gigasporaceae
Source: the annotation of a GenBank genome assembly
AUGGCAAUACCAGUAGCGAUGAUUCAAGCAUCCACAAAACCGAUGACUACAGUAAAAGCAGCACUAAAAAAAGCUCAUUACCUUAAGAAUAAAAUUAUUGAAUCUAAGAAGAAGAAACCACAAAAAUUAAUUGUUAUUAAAUCAUGUAAAAAACUAUCUGAG